AAGAUUGCUGAUGCGAACGCCAAUAUCUCGCAAUCUUAAGCCCAAAACAAACAUUCCUGGCUUGGCGCCUGCCUUUCCCACGACUUCGACAGAAUCAGUCACCAAAGUGCGAAGACGAUGAGUAUAUAGAAUGUCUGUGGGUGAGCGCAAGAUGCGCAUCACUCCGUUGAAACGGAUGUUUCAUCGUCUGCACGAUGCAGCGCAUGCUGUAGCCAUGAACACGCGGCGCUUCCAGACGUCAGCGAACUCCAGCAAGAACCCCACGUCUUCCCCACCAUUACCACGUCAACAAGCCGAGAACCCGUCGCUCCCGUCCUUCAGCCUCAUCAAGCAACUCCAGACCGCAAAACCAGCAGUGCGCUAUACUAUUUAUGCCGGCCUUGGUCUGAUGGCUACCGUUGAGACAACUUUCUGGUUCCAUGUUCUGCGAGCAAAGUUCUUCCCGCGUGCAUCGAGAGAGGAACAAGAUCAGGCUGACGCACUCCUGGAUCGCUUGAGGGAUGCGAUGAGAGGCUAUCAUAGUGUGUGGAUGGCGAAUUACGGUAGGUACUACGCCGCGCAUGUCUGGGGAUUGGGGUAUGGAGGACUCAAUGGAUUAGAAAGUGACGGGCAUUGACCGCUUCUUGCGCGCGCCCUACUGGCUACGUGAUGCAUGGAGUGGCGCAAUAGGGCAUAAUAGGGCAACAGCCAGUGUGCGCCCCGCGUCUGCCUUUCCCGAAUCAUAGAAAAUGGUACAUAGUGUGCCUUUC
Messenger RNA from Alternaria alternata, 749 nucleotides. RefSeq lists its product as hypothetical. The transcript is spliced from 2 exons. The coding region runs from base 131 to 616 and encodes 161 amino acids. NCBI's taxonomy places the organism in Eukaryota, Fungi, Ascomycota, Dothideomycetes, Pleosporales, Pleosporaceae. The record is from RefSeq and is a predicted model, not a curated record.